Molecule: messenger RNA, 570 nt
Organism: Saitoella complicata NRRL Y-17804
Lineage: Eukaryota; Fungi; Ascomycota; Saitoellomycetes; Saitoellales; Saitoellaceae
Exons: 2
Source: RefSeq, a predicted model, not a curated record
AUCCCAUACAGCGAGCUUUCGCAUGAAGAGAGACCAUACCGCCAUGCUCAGAUUGUGGCCCUCACGAAAGCCGAAAUCCCACAGGAGAAGAUUGAGGAGCAGUGUCUUCCCAAGAGAAAGGAUAUCACCAACCGAUGGUGGAAUACAGCCUCCUACCGCAACAGCCCUCGUUCUGGAUGCCCUCAGAUCCUUUCCAAACGCGAAAAGGACGAGCUCAUCCGCAGCGUUCGCUCAGGGAAGUACAACAACGCUGUGGAAGCUGCUGCUGCCUUCAAUCAUUGUCACCAAAGGGAUGUUUCAGCGUAGACAGUAGGCUUGUUACUCCUGAAAAGCGGAGCGAAGUGUGCUACACAGAAGAAGAAACCGUUUCUGUCGGCGGCGGCUCGGGAAAGGCGUUACCAAUGGGCAAAGGAGCACUUACACUGGAGGAAGGAGGACUGGAUGCGGAUCAUCUACACCAACGAAUCAAAAUUCCAGCGUUCAGGGCCAGGACAUAUUGCAAAGUAGGGAGAACAAAUUCAUUCCUCGGAUGCAAUUUGGAGGUGGGAGUAUCUUCGUAUUUGGUGGAAU